AUGGAGACACAGCAGCAGCAGCUGCAUCUCCUUUCGGGUCUACAGCAGCAGCAGCAGCAGCAGCAGCAGCAGCAGCAGCAAGCGCUGCAGCAGCUCCUGCAACCCUCACUCACCCAACAUUUCUGGGCGCCUGCAGAGAAAGCCCCACGGACCCCCGCCCCCGCAGCAGCAGCAGCAACAUCAGCAGCAGCAGCAGCAGCAGCAGCAGGAAAGGGCCCGCUGCUGCUGUUGUGCAGACAAGAAGAAGCAGCAAAAUGGAGACAGUCUCUCUCCCCCCGCUCUGUCUUUGUUGCUGGUGUGGGGCCCCUCGCUUCAGAAGAGGAUCUCAUCUCUAUCUUGCUGCAGCAGCAGCAGCAGCUGCAGCAGCAGCAGCAGCAGCAGCAGCAGCAGCAUAAGCAGCAACUCCCGUGGGGCGGUGUCGUGCUAGGAGCGUUUGCUGAUCCACCGGUUGACACAGCAGCAGCACCACAGCAGCAGCAACAGCAGCAGCAGCAGCAGCAGCAACUGCUGCUGCAGCAAACGCACUCGCUGCAGCGUCUCCUUGAGGGUAAGCAGCAACUCCCGUGGGGCGGCGCUACAGACCCUGGGCGAGCAGCAGCAGCAGCUUCCCCCUGUAAUGCUGCUGCUGCAACAACCGCCAAGGAACAGCAGCAGCAACAGCAGCAACAGCAGCAACAGCAGCAGCAACAGCUCCUGCUGCAGCAACAGCUGCAGCAAGAACACAGGUACAACGUGCUGCUGCGAGGCAGCAGGCGUAAUGCUGCUGCUGCAACAACCGCCAAAGAACAGCAGCAGCAACAGCAGCAACAGCAGCAACAGCAGCAGAAACAGCUCCUGCUGCAGCAACAGCUGCAGCAAGAACACAGCUGCUGGUGGAGACAGCAGCAAACUACAGCAGCAGCAGCAGACGCUGCACGAACGUCUCUGUAG
Messenger RNA from Eimeria mitis, 930 nucleotides. RefSeq lists its product as uncharacterized. NCBI's taxonomy places the organism in Eukaryota, Apicomplexa, Conoidasida, Eucoccidiorida, Eimeriidae. The record is from RefSeq and is a predicted model, not a curated record. The transcript has 7 exons. The coding region runs from base 1 to 930 and encodes 309 amino acids.